This is a messenger RNA of Dendrobium catenatum, 840 nucleotides long. RefSeq names its product 50S ribosomal protein L18. Bases 401 to 745 code for a protein of 114 amino acids. Gene Ontology annotation, molecular function: 5S rRNA binding; structural constituent of ribosome. The transcript has 4 exons. Gene Ontology annotation, cellular component: ribosome. The record is from RefSeq and is a predicted model, not a curated record. NCBI's taxonomy places the organism in Eukaryota, Viridiplantae, Streptophyta, Magnoliopsida, Asparagales, Orchidaceae. Gene Ontology annotation, biological process: translation.
CUUUUAAUCUUCUCUUCUUCUUCGUUCUUGCUGUUGGGCUUCGUUGCUUCGCAGGUGUAGAGAUUGCACGUGUUUCUUCGGCUCCUUCGUUGCUGUUCGACUGUGUGUAGAGAUUGCACGAGUCGUUUCUUCGGCUCCUUCGUUGCUGUUCAACUGUGUGCAGAGAUUGCACGAGUCGUUUCUUCGGACGUUACAACAUUUUGAUCUGAAGCAACGACGGUAGCUCGCUCGCUGUGAAGGAGCAGCUACACUCACCACUAACGUUGUAUAUUUCACUACAAUUUUUGAAAGAUACUAGAGUUUGCUCCAUUUGGAACAUGUGGAAGCUAGGAUUCGGUAAUGGAGGUUGAAGCAAUUUUAGAACAAAAAGCUAACUCCCACUUCUCUAGUGCUGGCAACAAUGGUAAUCCCACCCCCAGUUAGGCCAGCACCAGUGACCAAGUUCCUCAAACCAUACGUACUUCGGAUGCAUUUCUCUAAUAAAUAUGUGAGUGCACAGGUCGUCCACACCCCCACUGCCACUGUGGCUGCCUCUGCAAGCUCGCAGGAGAAGCUGCUUCGGCCAUCCAUGGAGUCGACCCGAGACGUAGCUGCAGCAGCCAAGAUCGGCAAAAUCCUCGGGGAGAGGCUUCUGUUCCGGAACAUUCCGGCAGUCGCCAUCUUCCUCAAGAGAGAGCAGAAGUACCAUGGAAAGGUUAAGGCUGUCAUCGACUCUGUAAGAGAUGCUGGUGUGAAGCUAUUUUGAGGUUCCUGCAUCUUUCAAGUUAGUUAAAAUUUGUGAUUACAUUUUUGCUGGAGAACAGUUUUUGGAGCUUGAAUGACUUGCUGGUUUUUUUUUAA